AAUGUGGUUUAAAAAACCCGCGAAGAAGAGCGUCAGCCGGAAACAUGGCGGAAACAGAGCAGCAGUCAGGAUCUGCUCCUGAGGAUGAAGCAGUCGAAGACACCGCUUGUGACGCCUACAUGAUACCCAAGAAAGAAAUCAGCAUGGUGCCUGACAUGGGGAAGUGGAAGAGAUCUCAGGCGUACGCUGACUACAUGGGCUUCAUUCUGACGCUGAACGAAGGUGUGAAGGGGAAGAAGCUCACGUGUGAAUAUAAAGUGUCAGAGACGAUAGAAAAGUUACUUGAUCUUUUGGAGACUCUGGAUCGAUGGAUAAACGAGACGCCUCCUGUGGACCAGCCGUCACGCUUUGGAAACAAGGCCUACAGAAGCUGGUACGCCAAGCUGGACCAGGAAGCAGACGCCUUGGUGGCAGCAAUCCUCCCCGCAGAGAAAUCUGCUGCAGCUCCGGAGAUCGCCGUCUACCUGAAGGAGUCUGUGGGGAACUCCACCAGGAUAGACUAUGGAACAGGUCAUGAAGCUGCUUUUGCUGCGUUCCUCUGCUGUCUCUGUAAGGUGGGAGCUCUCCGAAUAGACGAUCAGCUGGCUAUCGUUUUUAAAGUUUUUAACAGGUAUCUGUCAGUGAUGCGGAAGCUGCAGAGGACCUACAGGAUGGAACCUGCUGGAAGUCAAGGUGUGUGGGGACUGGACGACUUCCAGUUUCUGCCGUUUAUCUGGGGAAGCUCCCAGUUUGUAGAUCAUCCCACGGUGGAGCCUCGGCACUUUAUAGACGAGAGGGUGGUGAACGAGCAUCACCAGGACUACAUGUUCCUGGACUGCAUCAAGUUUAUCAACGAGAUGAAGACGGGUCCGUUUGCCGAGCACUCCAACCAGCUGUGGAACAUCAGCGCUGUCCCGUCCUGGUCCAAAGUCAACCAGGGUCUGAUCAGAAUGUACAAGGCGGAGUGUUUGGAGAAGUUCCCCGUGAUCCAGCACUUCAAAUUUGGUAGCCUGCUCUCCAUCCAGCCAACGAAGCCUUGACACCCAUGACCCACCCAUGACCCGCUCGCGAUGAUGAAAAGACCAAAAUCCCGACGACGGUUGGAACCAACAGUUUUCCCCUUCCUCUGACAUCCUCUCGUGCAAAUUCAACCGUAGCAGAAACCACCCACACGUAGUCCCUGACGCACACACACUCCCACAUGCACACACACAUGUGGUCUUCACAGCUUGUAGGUCCAUCCAUAACUGUAAUGCAGAGCAUGUCAUGGACAACCUUUGUGACCUUGGAGCAUCUCUAUAUUUUUGUCAGUAUAUUUAUAUAACAGAUAGAGUUUGAACCGGGCUCCUUUUUGAUGGAUGGACAGAUUAGAAGUGUGAUCAUUGAUGCUUGAACUUACCUCAAAAGUUUGGAUCCUGAGUGGCUGAGUGAGGUGAUACAUGACUGUUUGACUUCUUUAAGAUCUUUUGCCAUAGUUUCUUCCUCUUAGUUUUUUUUGUUUUUUGCUUCCAAUGCCAACUUGUGUUGUUGUAUUAACACCAGUAUUCAAAUGUUCCCCCUUCAGCCCAACAAACAGGAAGUGUUGGAUCUUCAAGGUUAGGUGAUGUACACUUUAUGUUUAUCCACCACAGUUUCAUUAAAAGUCACAUUAACGACUUGUGUCCAAUGAGGAUGUUUGUUGAGCUGGCAGCGCCCAACAUCUACGUUUCAGAGCACUUCUCAACAGCGCUCAUUGUUGCUAGGUUACGAAAGUGAAGUUAGUUUUAUUAGCUCUGUGUGCUUAAUGUAUUCCUUUAUUCAAGGAAAUAUCAUCCAAUGAAACAUGAAAACAAUGCAAAGGAAUUGUGUCCUGACGUUAGCAGCAUCUGAAGCCCCGUUUCCUCCAAGCGGUCCGGUUCAGUUCGGUCCGGUAAGGUACCCAUUUAUUGGAGUUUCCACCGCCAAAAGUUGGGAAUGGUACCAAAAUAAGGGAUGGAGUGGAGCCUUGCUCAGGUGCUCAGGAGGUGAUCUGGCACCUCUCCAGCUACCAGACCAACUUCCAUAUUCGGUCUGCACUGGGAUUUGAACCGGUGACCCUCCAGUUCCCAACCCAGGUCCCUACAGACUGAGCUACUGCUGCCCCAAUAAAUAGCUGCCCCAAUAAACAGCCGACUUUGAUCGCUAAAAACGCUGCCAGCGCAAAAAAACAUCCUUCGUGAACACGGGCCCUAAAAUCAACAAUCUCUGCUUGAAAUCUCUCUCAGAAGAUUUGGUUUCCCCCCCUCAAUCAGUCCAUGACAAUAUUCUACACCCACAUCAGGUUAGUAAAGUUAAAGUAAAUAUCAUAAAACCAAUCGACCAUACUUGCAGCUCUUUCCUCCAGAGUUCUCCACCCAGGUGAAAAAUUGUCGCUCGAGUGUUAAAUUCGGCUUCUGUUUCAGUCAGCAUCUUUCAAACAUCACGGCAUGUUGUGUUUUUAUUUUUUAUUUGAUUGAUUGAAGAAAUGCUAUUUUUGUGUUUUUAUGUUGACCUGUCAAACCUGAUUUAAUAAAUUUUCCCGUUUUCA
This is a messenger RNA of Labrus bergylta (ballan wrasse), 2524 nucleotides long. It is a transcript of the gene ptpa, whose product is annotated as protein phosphatase 2 phosphatase activator. The record is from RefSeq and is a predicted model, not a curated record. Lineage: Eukaryota; Metazoa; Chordata; Actinopteri; Labriformes; Labridae. Gene Ontology annotation, molecular function: protein tyrosine phosphatase activator activity; peptidyl-prolyl cis-trans isomerase activity. Gene Ontology annotation, biological process: mitotic spindle organization. Gene Ontology annotation, cellular component: protein phosphatase type 2A complex; cytoplasm; nucleus.